AUGGCGAACCAAGGAUUUAGCUCUAAAGGAUUAGUAGGAGUGACAUUCAACAAUAGAUGGAUCGCCAGGAAACAUUUAGGUGGUGGUAGCUUUGGCGAUGUAUAUGAAGCUGAAGAUAUCGAAACUCAAUCUGUUGUUGCACUCAAAUUUGAAACAGGAAAUGCAGUCCAGUCGCAAUUACCAAACGAAUACAAGUGCUAUUCUGCGCUACAAGGAUCUCCAAACAUCCCUAAAGUAUACGGACUUUUUGAUUACAAGAAAUCUACAUUCUUGGUCAUGGAAAGAAUGGGAGCUUCCUUAGAGUCAUGCUUUAAGAGAAAUGGAAAGCGAUUUUCUCUAAAAACUAUUUUAAUGAUUGGUGACCAACUGUUUCGUUGCAUUGAAUACAUUCAUAAAUCAGGUAUUUUGCAUAGAGAUAUCAAACCCCACAAUUUCUUAAUUGGACUUGGCGAAAAUAGACGACAAAUUUAUGCUAUCGAUUUUGGUGUCUCCACUCGCUAUAUUGAUCCAAAAACCAAGGAGCAUCAGAUUUACUCUCCAAACAAUGGUCUUAUUGGCACUGCUCACUACGUAUCUGUUAACACACAUCUUGGUGAAAGCCAAUCUAGACGUGAUGACCUUGAAAGUAUAGCGUAUGUUCUUAUCAGAUUCCUUAGAGGUAGCUUGCCAUGGCAAAAAAUUAAAAUCAAGGAUCCUGACGAGAGACAGGAAAAGAUAUCACAAAUGAAACUACAGACUACACCAGAGCAACUAUGCUUCGGUAUCCCAUCAGAAUUUAGACAAAUAUAUGAAUACAUUCGUCGCCUUAGAUACGAUGAAACUCCAAAUUAUUCUUGGAUUAGACAGACUCUUCAAGGCUUGUUUAAUAAACAAGGCUUUGUCAACGAUGGAAUAUACGAUUGGGAUUUCCAAGCUUCAAUUCAUCGUCCUCUUCCUUCAAUUUACCUUAUGAGAGCGGCCACUGCAUAUAUCCGCUUAAAUGAAAGGAAGAUCAAGCCAAGAGAUGAGUAUGUCAAGUAUCCUAAGGGAAGAAGGAUUUUCUACAAUGAAAAAUGA
Molecule: messenger RNA, 1056 nt
Organism: Trichomonas vaginalis G3
Lineage: Eukaryota; Parabasalia; Trichomonadida; Trichomonadidae
Product: STKc CK1 domain-containing protein
Exons: 1
Coding region: 1-1056 (351 amino acids)
Biological process (GO): endocytosis; signal transduction; peptidyl-serine phosphorylation
Cellular component (GO): nucleus; cytoplasm
Molecular function (GO): ATP binding; protein serine/threonine kinase activity
Source: RefSeq, a predicted model, not a curated record